GUUUUGUCCAGGCGGAUACGCAAGACUAUUUCCGCCAACGCUGGCUGGAGCCAAUGUUCGGACCCAGUUUCGACGUGAGCUCGAUCGACGCAAGCGUCGACCUAUCCCAGAUGCUCCUUGACGAUUCGAAGGAGUCUCUCUACGCAUACGUAUUCGACACCCACUUCGCCGUUCAGAUGACCAAGAAGUCUGGAAACGUACUGUGGUACAAUGGCCAGAUCCAGCACAUGGCGCCCCUCGUGCUUGGGCUGUACAACACCGCUCGGCUGCGUAACGUGACCAACGUGACGACGGCCGAGUUCGGCUUCGACGUCACGUCCAGGGGGAGUGAGGAAGAGCGCGACGGUGCCGCCACCAAGAGCAUCGAGGAGGACAUUCGCAGCCAGAGCACGUACCGCAUGAUGCUGCCCAAGAUCCUGCGCUCCAUCUUCUUUCCCCUCGUCUCUAGCCUCAUGUGCAGCAACUUCGUGAUGUUCCCCAUCGCGGAGAGGGCGCUGCAGGUGAAGCACCUGCACAUGAUCGCGGGCGUCAGCCCGCUACUCUACUGGAUGAUAAACUUCGCCUUCGACUUCAUGUUCUACAUGGGGACGGCACUGACGGUUUUGCCGCCGCUGUCCCUGAUUCCGCAAACACCGCUCACGAUGAGCGAUAUUCAACUUAUCUUCCUGUUGAACCUGCUCCACGGCUAUGCUGCGCUUCCAAUGAUCUACAUAUGCUCCUUCCUGUUCAACAAUCCCAACGUUGGAUUCUCCACGCUAGUCAUCUCAACAUUUAUCGUGUCGUCCGCUGGCUGCCUGGGUGCGGUGUUAACAGAGCCGUACGCCGUAAACGAGAUGAGCUCCAGCCUUGUCACGUUUAUUCGCUUGGCGCUGGACGUGCUGCGGCUGCUACCGUCGUACUCGUACUCGCGAGGCAUGACCAAGAUACUGGAGCUCGCCUACGAGAACGCGCUGUGCCGCACCGGCGACGCCGAGCUCGAGAACUACUGCCACGCGGCCGACGUCUCUGGCCGGAUGUCGCUCCUGCAGUGCUGCAAGCACCUGCACGAGCCAAACCCUUCCGAGUACGUCAUCCAUCCGCUGGACAUGAACGCCUAUUCAGCCUACUACGAAGUGCUCAUGCUGUCAAUCGAAGGCGUCGUGGUCUUCGUCCUGUUGCUCUUCAUCGAGUCCUGGCGUCUGCCGCUAGACCGAUGGUUGAGCCUGCCCGAACAACCACAUGAUCUUUACGUUCCCAAGCCGCCUGCGCAGCACAUCGCACAAGGCCUCGGCCCAGGAAAGAAGCGCACCGGAAGGCUCCAGGACACCGACGUCCUGCAAGAGGACAAAGUGGUCAGCGAACUUGCGGCCGGUAAAAUGGCACCCUCUGCUACGAAGCCCUUCAUGUACGCUCACCGCCUCUACAAGGCCUACGGCUACGUCGACACCCACGAAGUACUACAGGGGCUAAGUUUCACGGUCCGCCCUGCCGAGUGCUUCGGCCUUCUGGGCGUCAAUGGCGCGGGCAAGACGACCAUGUUUCGCAUACUGACGGGCCAGAUGCUGCCACACGAAGGGGACGCUUUCGCCGCGGGUUUCUCAAUUGUUAACCAAAGACAGCAAUUCCAGCGCUACAUCGGCUACUGCCCGCAGCGUGACGGCCUGCUGGACAUGCUGACGGGCAUUGAGACGCUCGUCCUCUUUGGGCGUCUCAUUGGCAUCUCCAUGACUACCGAAUACCUCAACGUGUUGCUGGACGUAUUCCACCUCGAUGAAAUCGGAGAGCAGCUCGUCUCCACGUACAGUGCUGGCAACAAGCGCAAGCUGUCGCUGUGCCUUUCGAUGCUGGGCCUACCCCGUCUGGUCCUACUGGAUGAGCCUUACGCCGGCAUCGCCACAACGUCCCGGAGGCGCAUAGUCAACUACAUCAGCGCACUGCAGAAGGUCAGCAAGCACUCCAUCGUGCUCACUUCGCACAGUCUGGUGGACGUGGAGUUCCUCUGCAACCGCAUCGCCAUCCUGGGCGGCGGGCGCCUCCAGUGCCUUGGCUCCCUGGCGCACCUGAAGCAGAAGUUCGGCAAGGGAUACACCAUCAGCGUCAAGACGUACCCGGACCGUAAGCAGGACCUUUUCUACCAGCGCCAGGUUGCCGAAGACGUGCGCAAGAACUUCAAGGAGGCCGAGCUGGUGCACAGCUACGAGGGCCUGCUGGAAUUUCGCUUGUGUCACGUUCGCGUAUUGUGGAGCGAGAUGUUCACGCGCAUGGCGCGCAUCAAGAAGAAGUUCAAGCUGCAGGACUUCUUCAUCGCCGACACGUCGCUGGAGCAGAUAUUCCUGAGCGUCACCAGGAAGGAGGCCAGCGAGGCUGCGGCCGCGGUCGCUCACGCAGCACCGGGUGCACGGCCGAUCAUAGCACCCACAGAAUUGGGAAUAUAAAAAGGCUUCUGGGUGU
Molecule: messenger RNA, 2430 nt
Organism: Rhipicephalus sanguineus (brown dog tick)
Lineage: Eukaryota; Metazoa; Arthropoda; Arachnida; Ixodida; Ixodidae
Product: ATP-binding cassette sub-family A member 2-like
Exons: 12
Coding region: 54-2414 (786 amino acids)
Biological process (GO): transmembrane transport; lipid transport
Cellular component (GO): intracellular membrane-bounded organelle; membrane
Molecular function (GO): ATP binding; ABC-type transporter activity; ATP hydrolysis activity
Source: RefSeq, a predicted model, not a curated record